Penicillium verrucosum is the source of this 678-nucleotide messenger RNA. RefSeq lists its product as uncharacterized. The transcript has a single exon. Bases 1 to 678 code for a protein of 225 amino acids. Gene Ontology annotation, molecular function: protein binding. The record is from RefSeq and is a predicted model, not a curated record. NCBI's taxonomy places the organism in Eukaryota, Fungi, Ascomycota, Eurotiomycetes, Eurotiales, Aspergillaceae.
AUGUCAAUAAUUCCUAUAUCCACGGCUUCGGACCAGGACCAGGGCCAGGACCAGGACCAGGACCUUAAACCCACUUCGACUGAAUUGAUGGCCACUGUGAAUCUGCCCCACCAAGUUGAUCCGGAUGGAGAUAUCAUUCUCUUCACCCCUGAGGCUUCCUUGAUUGACAUCAGCAAAGGCAAUGUGCCAGGAAACUAUGCUCGCUUUCAAGUCUCGUCAAAGCACCUCACACUUGCGUCGGAUUAUUUCAAGCGAAUGCUGAAAAGUUGUUGGGCCGAAGGAGAUGCUCUUUCAAAAAAGGGGUCUGUUCAGAUUCCCGUCAACGACUGCAAACCAGAUAUCCUUCUGAUCAUUUUGAACAUCAUUCAUGGACGUACACGACGAGUUCCUCAGAAGUUGUCCCUACCGCAACUGACUGAUAUCGCCGUGGCCACCGACUUUUUUCAAUGCCACGAGGCCAUUGAGAUAUUUGCUGAUAUCUGGAUACGAGACCUUAAAUCACUUGUUUCGCCCUCAUUCUCAGAAAAUACAAAAAAGUGGAUAAUGAUCGCCUGGGUCUUCAACUCCACCGAUAUUCUUCGACAGGCAGAAACGAUUGCUAUACAGCAAGGAACAGGUCCCUUCCAGACAAGUAAUCUACCGAUUCCAAAAAGCAUCAAAGGUGUGUUGCCAAAAUAG